GCGUCGGGGUGCGGGCGAGCGUGCUGCAUCUGAGUGAGUGGGCGAGACCAUCAGCCGGGAGCAGCCAAGUCCGGCGGGGCGAGGGGACCCUCCCGGCAGUCCGGCGGCCGCAGCGGAGCGGGUGACGCACCAUGGCGGCGGCGGCAGCGGUGGCGGCGGCCGCCUCGGUCCCACCCAAGAAGAUCGUGGCUCCCACCGUGUCCCAGAUCAACGCCGAGUUCGUCACGCAGCUGGCGCACCGGUACUGGGCCCCGCACGUGCAAAAGAGGCUGUCCUUCGAUGCCAAGGUUAUUGAAGAUGUAUAUGUGAAAGAAAUCGUUAAGUCAAAAUUUGCCAUUAGAAAGAUAAUGCUGCUUGAGUUUAGCCAGUAUCUUGAAAAUUACCUGUGGAUGAAUUAUUCCUCAGAGGUGUCCAGUAAAGCAUAUUUAAUGUCAAUCUGCUGCAUGGUAAAUGAGAAGUUCAGAGAAAAUGUCCCUGCAUGGGAGACAUUCAAGAAGAAGCCAGAGCACUUUCCCUACUUUUUCAAAUGUAUAUUGAAAGCAUCAUUGGCUGAAAAGGAGAGUGAAUUCUCUCUUCAUGAACAGACAGUCCUUCUACUCUUCCUUGAUCAUUGCUUUAACAGCUUGGAAGUGGAUUUGAUCAGGGGACAGGUGCAGCAGCUCAUCUCGUUGCCAAUGUGGAUGGGAUUACAGCCUGCACGCCUGGAACAGGAAUUGAAAAAGACACCAAAACUUAGAAAAUUUUGGAAUCUUAUCAAGAAGAAUGAUGAGAAAAUGGAUGAAAAGACACGAAUACAGGCAUACCAAGAAAGAAGAUUCCUUUCACAGCUCAUCCAGAAAUUUCUCUCUGUGCUAAAAUCAAUACCUGUCUCAGGUCCUGUUUCCAUGGACCAAGUUCAUUACUGUGAAAGAUUCAUUGAACUCACGAUAGACUUAGAGGCCUUGUUGCCCACCCGGCGCUGGUUUAAUACAGUAUUAGAUGACUCCCAUCUUGUUGUUCACUGUUACCUGUCCAGUCUUGCUAAAAGGGAAAAAGAGGGCCAUCUCUUCUGCCAGCUUUUGGAUAUGCUUAAAUUCUAUACUGGCUUUGAAAUCAAUGACCAGACUGGAAAUGCUUUGACUGCAAAUGAAAUGACUACAAUUCACUAUGAUAGAAUUACUUCUCUACAGAGAGCGGCUUUUGCACAUUUCCCAGAACUCUAUGACUUUGCUCUCUCAAACGUGGCAGCGGUUGACACACGUGAUUCGUUGUUGACGUUCUUUGGACCACUGAGUUCAAACACGCUCCACCAGGUGGCAUCAUACCUCUGCUUGUUACCAACUUUACAGGAAAGGGAAGAUACAAGCUAUGAAAAAGAGUUGCUGCUAGAAUUGCUGGUGUCCCGUCAUGAGCGUCGAAUAUCGCAGAUUCAGCAGCUCAACCAGAUGCCUCUGUAUCCCACAGAGAAGAUUAUUUGGGAUGAAAAUAUUGUCCCAACUGAGUACUAUUCUGGAGAAGGUUGUCUCGCUCUUCCGAAACUGAAUUUACAGUUUUUGACUCUUCAUGACUACCUGCUACGGAACUUCAAUCUUUUCCGCUUAGAGUCUACUUACGAGAUCAGACAGGACAUUGAGGAUAGUGUCAGCAGGAUGAAACCUUGGCUGUCGGAAUAUGGAGGUGUUGUGUUCGGUGGAUGGGCAAGGAUGGCACAACCCAUUGUCUCGUUUACUGUCGUAGAAGUGGCAAAGCCCAACAUUGGUGAAAACUGGCCUAUGCGAGUGAGAGCAGAUGUUACAAUCAAUUUAAAUGUCAGAGAUAACAUCAAAGAUGAAUGGGAAGGUCUCCGUAAACAUGACGUUUGUUUUUUGAUUACGGUUCGUCCCACACAACCUUAUGGCACAAAAUUUGAUCGAAGGCGACCCUUUGUGGAGCAAAUUGGCCUAGUGUAUGUCAGGGGAUGUGAAAUCCAAGGCAUGUUGGAUGAUAAAGGCCGCGUCAUUGAAGAAGGGCCUGAACCCAAACCAAGACUUAAAGGAGACUCUAGAACUUACAGAGUGUUUCUAGAUCCUAAUCAGUAUCAGCAGGACAUGACAAAUACAAUUCAAAAUAGAACAGAAGAUGUCUAUGAGACAUUUAAUAUAAUCAUGAGGAGAAAGCCAAAAGAGAACAACUUUAAGGCUGUUCUGGAGACUAUUAGGAAUCUGAUGAACACAGAUUGUGUGGUUCCUCAUUGGCUGCAUGAUAUUAUCCUAGGAUAUGGAGACCCAAGCAGCGCUCAUUAUUCAAAAAUGCCAAAUCAGAUUGCAUCUCUGGAUUUUAAUGACACAUUUCUCUCCAUUGAUCAUUUAAAGGCUAGUUUUCCUGGCUAUAAUAUUAAAGUAACAGUUGACAAUCCGGCUCUGCAGAUACCGCCUUUCAGGAUAACUUUCCCAGUAAGAGGUGGCAAAGGAAAGAAGAGGAAAGAGGAGGAUGGGAAUGAAGAUAAAACUGAAGAAGCUAAAACCUUAGUUGUUGAACCUCAUAUUAUUCCUAACAGGGGACCAUAUCCAUAUAACCAGCCAAAACGAAAUACUAUUCCAUUUACCCACACUCAGAUUGAGGCUAUACGUGCAGGAAUGCAACCUGGGCUGACUAUGGUAGUGGGUCCACCUGGUACAGGCAAAACUGAUGUGGCUGUGCAGAUCAUAUCCAAUCUCUAUCAUAAUUUCCCUGAACAAAGGACCCUUAUAGUUACACAUUCCAACCAGGCCUUGAACCAGCUGUUUGAGAAAAUCAUGGCUCUAGACAUUGAUGAGCGCCACCUCCUGCGUCUGGGUCAUGGAGAGGAGGAAUUGGAGACGGAGAAAGAUUUCAGCAGGUAUGGAAGAGUUAAUUAUGUCUUGGCUCGAAGAUUAGAGCUUCUACGUGAGGUUGGACGUUUACAAGAGAGUCUGGGGGUCCCAGGAGAUGUUUCUUAUACCUGUGAAACAGCUGGACACUUCUUCUUAUACCAAGUAAUGUCUCGUUGGGAGGAAUAUAUUAGCAAAGUUAAAGUUAAGGGUGGUAAGCUUCCUGAUGUUGCAGAGGUCUCCAGUUUUUUCCCGUUUCAUCAGUAUUUUGCAAAUGCCCCUCAACCGAUUUUUAAAGGGAAAACAUAUGAUGAAGACAUGGAAAUUGCUGAAGGGUGUUUUAGGCAUAUUAAGAAAAUAUUCACUCAGCUUGAGGAAUUCAGGGCAUUUGAACUUCUCCGCAGUGGCCUGGACAGAUCCAAAUACCUCUUGGUAAAAGAAGCAAAGAUCAUUGCAAUGACUUGUACACAUGCUGCUUUGAAACGACAUGACCUGGUUGAAUUAGGUUUCAAGUAUGAUAACAUUUUAAUGGAAGAGUCUGCCCAGAUUCUAGAGAUAGAAACAUUUAUACCUCUCCUUUUACAGAACCCCCAAGAUGGAUUCAGCCGGUUGAAGCGCUGGAUUAUGAUUGGUGACCAUCACCAGUUGCCACCUGUCAUUAAGAACAUGGCUUUUCAAAAAUACUCCAAUAUGGAACAGUCUCUUUUUACAAGAUUUGUUCGGGUGGGAGUCCCAACUGUUGACUUGGAUGCUCAAGGAAGAGCAAGAGCAAGUUUGUGUAACCUCUACAACUGGCGCUACAAGAAUCUGGGUAAUCUGCCUCAUGUGCAACUCCUUCCAGAGUUCAGAACAGCAAAUGCAGGAUUUCUGUAUGAUUUCCAGCUGAUAAAUGUAGAAGAUUUCAAUGGAGUGGGAGAGUCUGAACCCAAUCCUUAUUUCUAUCAGAAUCUUGGUGAGGCAGAGUAUGUUGUGGCACUCUUUAUGUACAUGUGCCUGCUUGGUUAUCCUGCAGACAAGAUAAGUAUCCUGACAACUUACAAUGGACAAAAGCAUCUGAUCCGUGAUGUCAUUAAUCAGCGUUGUGGGAAUAACCCAAUGAUUGGUCGGCCAAACAAGGUGACAACUGUAGACAGAUUUCAAGGUCAACAAAAUGAUUAUAUCCUUCUUUCGCUGGUACGAACAAAAGCUGUUGGCCAUCUGAGGGAUGUCCGACGUCUAGUUGUUGCCAUGUCAAGAGCCAGGCUUGGGCUUUAUAUCUUUGCAAGAGUAUCUCUGUUCCAGAACUGCUUUGAGCUAACACCAGCUUUCAGCCAACUCACAGCUCGACCACUUCAUCUACAUAUAGUUCCUACAGAAUAUUUCCCAACAGCCAGACAGAAUGGAGAAAGGCCUCCUCACCAAAUCCAUGUAAUAAAGAACAUGCCUCAGAUGGCUAACUUUGUGUACAAUAUGUAUAUGCACAUGAUACAGAGUACACGCCACUACCGGCAGCAUUUAUUGCCCCCACCAGCCAUGGUUGAAGAAAGUGAAACAGUUCAAAGUCAGGAUACUGAAGUGGCAAUUGAAACGCAAAGCACACAAAUGGAGACUGAAAAGGAAGCUAAGGAAGAGGGAGAGAUGACAAAGGAUGAGGGACUGAAAGUGGCAGAUGAAGAACAUCGGAAAAUGCCAGAACAUCCAGGAAGAGAUAGUGAUAGUGAAGACAGUGGAGCUGAGUCUGAGACUGAAAAGUGAGCUGUACCCUUAGUGCAUCUUGGGUGUACAAACUGGAAGAGACUAAAAAUAAAAUCAAUUUUUUACAUGGACUUCUGUUAACAAUAGGCUGUGUAAUAUGACCUGUUCUGCAUAUUACUCAACGAGUACUUCAGUGGGAAAAAAAAGAUUGGUAUAUAGUUUUAAAUACUAAUGGGUACUGAAUUUGUGUCAGUAUCAGUAUUUUGUAGCGUAUUUAAUCAUGUUAAAUGGCAGGUGUUUCCUCACAAUUUGUUUACAAAAGAUGUUUUUAUUCUGGUUUUGAAUUUUUCUAUCAUAAACUAAAAAUAUGAUGUCAUUGGUCUCAUUCACUGAGUCAUUAAUCAAACUUUUGUGCUUCAGCAUUGAUGGCGCACUUGCAUUGAGGAGUUUCUUAUUAAAUGUUGCGGUGCUGCUACCUAGAAUUGGUAUUUCAAGCUUUUCAAGUGCUAUUCAGCAAGAUAACUACAUAUACCAAAUUUAGGUCCAGGAGUGACUUCAGGGGGACUUUUGCAUUCUUUGAGUGCAUUAUUGAAUUAGCUCUUUAAAGAGCAGUAUAACACUUUCACGUGUGGGCUGUGCUUUUUCAUUUUUGCCAUCUGCUGUUUUUAAUAUUUCAGCAAAAAAAUAUGCAGCUUUGCAAUAGUGAACUUUGCAAACUGAUAGUAUUUUGCAGUUAAAAAAGCUUUCAUUUUCAUAAGAGGAUAAUUGCUCAUGGCAAAUAAUAUCAAGUGUGAAGGUGAAAGUAGUUUCCAUGCAAAUGGUCUUCAGCAACAUCAUGUUCGAGUAGGUUUUCUGGGGUAUGUUCCAAAUGCACAUCCUUCAAAAACUCUCAGUGAGUAAAAAGUUUUCCUCUGAUUCAUCAUCAGCAUCUGCUAACUUGGCAAAAAAUUCAGUGAUAUAUACACUCUUUCCAGAAGAUCUUCAAACAAAACAACAGCAACAAAACCAUCCUUCUUUUUCUUUGUUGGCAAAAGAAGAAUAAAGUGCCAAACUUGUGAAGCUGCCAGCAAGAUUUCCUCAAAAAAUAUAAAGAAGAGAAUCGUUCAUAUUAAUGAAGCUUAAAAUAUAAGCGUUUUCUUUGAUCUAUUUCUUCACUUCUCCAUGUGUAUACUAACUCAACAACAAAAAUAUAGAGAAACAGUUGAAAUAAUAUUUGAACUCACCCCCACCUUCAAUAUACAAAUGCCACUUAAUUGGAGGUUGGGUGAGACCCCAUCUUUUCUUUGUAAAAAUCAGCCCCCUUCUCAAUUUGGGAAAGCUCUCUCAUGUAUUGCAAUAUUUAAUUCUGAUAUUGCAGUCUUUUUGUAAGCUGUUUAUCACUUGACUGCUGAGCUCUCAACCGUACCAAAGAUUACUUACUCAAGGGGACUCUGUCCAUUCACUGUCUAUGC
This is a messenger RNA of Gavialis gangeticus (Gharial), 5932 nucleotides long. It is a transcript of the gene AQR, whose product is annotated as aquarius intron-binding spliceosomal factor. The coding region runs from base 132 to 4541 and encodes 1469 amino acids. Gene Ontology annotation, biological process: mRNA splicing, via spliceosome. The transcript has 35 exons. The record is from RefSeq and is a predicted model, not a curated record. NCBI's taxonomy places the organism in Eukaryota, Metazoa, Chordata, Crocodylia, Gavialidae. Gene Ontology annotation, molecular function: mRNA binding; helicase activity. Gene Ontology annotation, cellular component: catalytic step 2 spliceosome.